This is a messenger RNA of Pocillopora damicornis (cauliflower coral), 3787 nucleotides long. RefSeq lists its product as uncharacterized. The record is from RefSeq and is a predicted model, not a curated record. Gene Ontology annotation, molecular function: ATP binding; protein kinase activity. NCBI's taxonomy places the organism in Eukaryota, Metazoa, Cnidaria, Anthozoa, Scleractinia, Pocilloporidae. Gene Ontology annotation, biological process: protein phosphorylation.
AUUCAAAUACCAAACGCACCCAUAACACGUUUAGCGAAACGGCGAGGCGAAAGAAGAACAGUUACUCUUCGACGUGGAUUUAAAGUUGUUCUGUCCACUUUUUCUCCCACAAAAAUCAGAAAUUAGCGUUAAAAACGCUAUUAGAAGAGCGUGUAUGCAAUAGAAGGUACUCGGGAAGCCUUCACUCGCGACGAUUUACACAGUCGAAACCUAUAACGAAACAUCAUGGCGCCCAACAGGUCUGAGGCAAUGACGUUAUCAACCAACGCUCCGCCAGCUUCAGAUAUAGGUACAUUUGAAGGAAUGCCGCUCAAAUUGGAAAAAAAAUCAGUAUACGCACGAUGCAGCUCAGUAAGCUUAGCUGCUGAAGAAGAAAGCGUCCAUCAAGUGCAGGAUAUCGGGAAGGAAUACUAUCGUUCGAUAGCGUUGAAUUUUAAGACCACCUCCUCAGUGACGAUUCUCAGUCCACAUUGGGAAACCUGGCCCGGCGUUUGCGCUGGCCUAGACGAAGAUCCAAGGCAAAGGAAAGUAAAACAGCGCGUUGCAAUCGAACCUGAGAAAAAGAAUUCCAAAGAAGCCGUCGAGAAUGACGACAAUAGCCAUCCCUUUUCACUUCGCUGGCAGCAGAAAGAGGAAAUUACUUUCUUUUCACCCAACACCGAAAACAGAUGCGAAAAGAAAACGACGAAAGUGUUCGAAGUAGACGAUUUUAAGACAGAUGUAAAGGCCAAAGAGGAAUUUGAUUUCAACAUUUUGACGAUCCCAUAUUCUGUACAAGAGAGUUCCAUCAGUCCAGAUGAUUUGUUCUCAUUAGAACCUCCUUCAGCUUCAUCUGAUGUUAUAGAGGUUCAAGAUGACAUCUCUACAAAAGAAGAAACAACAAAUGAUGAAACAGCUGAAGUAAAAGUUGAAGAAGCAGGGCAGCUUUCUAAAACUGAAUCAAAGCACAAAAGCAUUCCCAGAAGGCAUGCUGCUAAAAGGAAAAAGCGAAAUGUUUGGUCCAUCGUUGUGCCUGACCUCCCUGCAGUGCAGCACAAGCAGGCAAAGAAAACAUCUAAAACAGUCAAAGAAAGAAAACCAAGAAGCGUCAGGAGGUGUGCUCCAAAACAGUCGUGUCUUUCCUUUGAAGAGAUCAUCGAAUCUAUCAACCACAUAAAACCAGCACCAUCCAAGAGGAGGAAACCCAACUCCAACUUGGGGGAACCAAAAGAUUCUGGUGUUGAUAGUGAAGGAAGCAGUAGUGGUAGCAGUGAUGGAUGCAGCAGCAACUCUGGAAGUGGCAGUGGUAGUUCAUCUGGGGGGAGCAGUAGUGGUGGUGGCGGCUUUGGGGGAAAGGGAAAUGCUGAUGGAGAUGAAGGUGAUAAAAAGAAGUAUCCACAGUGGUAUUUUCCUGGCAAACAACAGAUUGACCCACCAGGCAGAAAUGAAAAGAAAAGAUCUGCAGAUGAAGAGAAAGAUGAUGAAAGUGUGGAAAAAAUGGAGGAAGAUUUUCCCACUACUAAGCAGUCAGGCCUCCAGAUGUUCUUGCCAUCCAAAGUUGAUAAUGCAGAACAAUGUCACUGCCCUGGAGAGGAAGGAACUCAUAUGACCCCAACUGGAAAGAGUGACAUCAUCUUUUUCCCUCAAGAUGUUCAGCAUGCAAGUUACUGUUCGAUUCCUGUUUGUCGUAACCAAAAAUGCAAGAAAGUGAAAAUGGAGUUGGAGCACUUGCAAGUUCAUAAAGACUGGCACCAUUGUGGACGUUGUUUGAUCACAUGGAAUAUUGUUAAACAGCACGCACGUUUUUGCCAUAGGCCAGGGUGUAGAGUUCCUGACUGUGAAAGCCUGAGGUUUGUUUUCUUCUUUUGUUGUCAGACAAGUUACUCCAUUAGUAGGGAGGAAGUAGAAGUGUACAAGAUGUUAGGUGAUCAUCCACAUAUUGUCCCUCACUAUGUAGGAACAAUAAGGGACAGUCGGGGAUGUGCCAAUAUCUUCAUGGAAAAGUGUGAACAAUCUCUUUUCGACUACAUGGAGUCAAUAUUGAAGAGACGAUUGACAUGUGGGGAAGCCAUGUAUUACUGGCUUCAGAUCCUUGCUGCAGUUGAUUACUUGCACAACUUGGAAGUUCCAAUAAUUCAUAAAGACAUCAAAGCCAAAAAUGUACUGUUGGCCGUAGAAGGUUCACGGGCCAAACUGGCUGAUUUUGACGCGGCAAGGAGGUUGCAUCAUGAACUCACUGAAGCUGGUCUGAAACCCCUUGGAACAAGGGGCUUUGUUUCUCCUGAGGUUUUGAGACAGAAACCUCAUGGCAGGCCAACUGAUAUCUACACUUUGGGAUGUUUUCUUAUUGAACUGAUAGUGGGAGUUCCAUCCAAAGAAUCCUUGCAGGAACAGAUCAACAAUCUAAGACAGGUUAAUCAAGAACUUGGACAGUUGGUAUUUGACUGUACAAAGGAGAACCCAGAAGAGCGGCCAACUGCACGUAGUUUGCUGCAGCGGCCAGUCAUCCAGGAAUUUAUGUCCGGAGUGCCCAUGGAACACUAAGGACAUAUGAGGAAUCAUUUUAAACAAGAACUUUGGCAAUUAGUUGUCUUGAGAAGUUUUUAUUUUUGUUUUUGUAAGCUCUCGUUAAAAGAUAGCAGUAAGGUACUAAAGUAAGUAGUUUGUGUAGAAACUUUUUGUUGUGCUGUAUCAGUGGUGAAUGUUCAAGUAGCAGCCUUUUGUUGCAAGGAAGUUCAGUUAGGAUGAUUGUUAAAAAAUUAAAAAUAAUAAAAAAAAAUUAGUUAGUGUUAACCCUUGGCCCCUAAGAGUGACUAGCAUCUAAUUUCUCCUAACAAUAAAAACACCCCUGGAUCAAACAUUAAGUUCAUAAGAGUAAAGGAGAUGAUGUAAACUGAAGAGGCUCUUGAUUUUUGAACAAAUUCUCCCUGUCAGCACAAUAAGGAAAUGUGUGGAGUACACUAUGGAGAAUAUCCAUACUGAUGUUAGGGUGUUAAGGGUUGAUGAUAAAAGCAUGGCACAUGGUAUGAAUCGAUGCAGAUGAUGCCUUAGAAGCUCAUAUUUGCUUAGAAGGAAAUUGCUUUAGUGAAUUUACCCACCACAUUUUUGGCUUAGAAGGAAAUUGCUUUAGUGUAUUUUUAGAAUUUUUUUAGUCUAUAUCUAGUGUAUAUUUAAUUACACCAUUUCUUAGUGUAUAUUUAGAAUUUUUCAAGCACAAUUUUAAAGGAAGGGUUGCAUAGAACAAAGCCUUAAGUGGAAAUGCACUUUGAUCUCUUCAGUAUAUCGGCUCAUCCCAUCUAGCUAAAUAUUAGAGAACAAUUCAAACUCAGGAGAUUCUCAAGGCUGUUAAAACAGUAAUGUCUUGAAAAGAUUCCAACUGUGCCUUAAGAAAAGCCCUCAAAGGGUCUACUCUUUUUUUCCCUCUAGCCUGAGUAUAUAGUUUUGUAGAUAGGUCAAUUUCUAUUUUAACAAUGUGAUAGAAAUAUAUCUUUGUAGAAAUGUAAAAAUAAGGAUAUUGCUAAGUAAUAGAGUUGCAAAAUCAGCAACAUAAUUAUCUUAUGGAUUCCAUAUUGUUGUGCAUUUGUUUAACAAUACAUUGUACUUGAUGUCAAAAUGGUGACUAAGCUUAAGAGUGACAUAACUGUGUCCCUGAUGUUCUUUCAACACUGUGAGACCUUUUGUGUGCUAGAACUGUACAAAUCCACAGCAACAUGAAGUCUUUUAUGUGUAUAUAUAUAUAUAUAUAUAUAUAUAUCAGCUACAUCAAAAAUAGUUAUUUGUGAGUUAAUAAAAGUGAAGUGCCAUGAAA